Dentiscutata heterogama is the source of this 402-nucleotide messenger RNA. Lineage: Eukaryota; Fungi; Glomeromycota; Glomeromycetes; Diversisporales; Gigasporaceae. The record is from the annotation of a GenBank genome assembly.
AUGACUGAUGAUAAUAUAUGGGUUGCCGCUGGUGAUGGAAAUAUAGAACGCGUCAAAGUUCUCUUAUCCACCGGAAUAUCCCCAAAUAUUCAAGAUCAAAAUGGUUACACACCAUUAGCUGCUGCUGUUUCUUAUAAUCACAUCGAACUCGUCGAAUUUCUCUUGUCUCAAGGUGCUGAUAUAAAUUUCCCUGAUCAUGAUGGCGAUACAGUUUUGCAUCUGGUGGAAACUGUUGAAAUGGCUCAAAAAUUACUUGAUCUAGGCGCUGAUCCAUUUCUCACUAAUUCGGAUGGGAAAACUCCUGCCCAAGUUGCAUUUGAAGAAGAACAUUUUGAUGUGGCUAUGCUCCUGAGUUCCAAAACUGGUGAACUAAUUCAAGAAAAUAACUUUGAUGAUGAACAU